Molecule: messenger RNA, 634 nt
Organism: Aedes albopictus (Asian tiger mosquito)
Lineage: Eukaryota; Metazoa; Arthropoda; Insecta; Diptera; Culicidae
Gene: Grx5
Product: glutaredoxin-related protein 5, mitochondrial
Exons: 2
Coding region: 109-549 (146 amino acids)
Cellular component (GO): mitochondrial matrix
Source: RefSeq, a predicted model, not a curated record
CUGUUGUUGUUGUUGUUGUUCGCACUUUACCAAAACAUCGGCCAGCCUGGUUAGAUAAUUCGCGAGUUCCAUACAAACAGUGACUAAAAUCGCUAAAAUCAGUGUAAAAUGAGUCUUUUGAUCAGAAAACUCGGCUCCAAUGUGUUUAAUGCCCGCACCGGAUACAUUCUUACGCGGACGCUUUGCGCCAAUGCUGUGGAUGCCAAAGAAGUCGAUAAACUCGUGCACAACAACAAGGUGGUGGUGUUUAUGAAGGGAAAUCCGGAACAACCGCGAUGCGGAUUCAGCAACGCCGUGGUACAGAUCUUACGAAUGCAUGCCGUAAACUACGAUAGCCACGACGUACUGCAGAGCGAUGCCUUGCGACAGGCCAUCAAAGACUAUUCCAACUGGCCAACGAUCCCGCAGGUCUUCAUCAAUGGAGAGUUUGUCGGUGGGUGCGAUAUCAUGCUACAAAUGCACCAAAAUGGCGAGUUGAUUGACGAACUGAAGAAGGUCGGUAUCACGAGUGCCUUGGUGGAUGCAGCCGGCUCAGAAGAGAAAAAGUAGAUUCCAAGAAGACUUGGUGACCUUUAUGAAAACACGUAUUUAAGCUUCUUUAUAAUAAAUUGAGACCUUCUAUCUACUUACAGCA